Molecule: messenger RNA, 2105 nt
Organism: Anas platyrhynchos (mallard)
Lineage: Eukaryota; Metazoa; Chordata; Aves; Anseriformes; Anatidae
Gene: MRAS
Product: muscle RAS oncogene homolog
Biological process (GO): signal transduction
Cellular component (GO): membrane
Molecular function (GO): GTP binding; GTPase activity
Source: RefSeq, a predicted model, not a curated record
CGGCGGGGCCGCUCUAUUUAUAGCAGGCUCCGCGGCGAUAUAAGCCAUGGCCGGCCAAGGGCUCCCCCGCCGCGGCAGCCGGGGCGGGAGCGGGCGGCGCUGCCCGGCCGCCUCCCGGCGGGCAUGGGCGGGCUCUGAGGGCGCGGCGAGGCCCCGAUCUGGAAGCGGUGUUUGGAAACCCUGGUGCCCAGGCAGAGAAACUAAAAGCCAGGCUGGCCGAAAGUUGAGGAGCAAACUAGAGUUAGGCUCUGGGCGGACCAGGCUCAGCAUCCUGCACCUCGGCUCCCUGGGACCCCUCUCUGCGGAUCUGAUGACUUUACACAACGCAUCGGGACCUUACCCCGUGGCGGCUCGGGGCGGAGGCUGGGGUUUUGUCAGAAGAGCAAAGCAGUGAGGAGCUGACCCCCGAGCGAGGCUGUCCCAGCACAGCAGGUUUAGCACCCUGGAAGCAUGGCUACAAGUGCCGUUCCCAGCGAAAACCUCCCCACGUACAAGCUGGUGGUGGUUGGAGAUGGUGGCGUGGGGAAGAGCGCUCUCACCAUUCAAUUUUUCCAGAAGAUUUUUGUGCCAGACUACGACCCAACUAUUGAAGACUCCUACCUGAAGCACACAGAAAUAGAUGGCCAGUGGGCAAUCCUUGAUGUUCUGGAUACCGCAGGCCAAGAGGAGUUCAGUGCGAUGCGGGAGCAGUACAUGAGGACUGGAGAUGGCUUCCUUAUAGUCUACUCUGUGACAGACAAGGCCAGCUUCGAGCACGUGGACCGCUUCCACCAGCUGAUCCUCAGAGUCAAAGACAGAGAGUCCUUUCCAAUGAUUUUGGUGGCGAACAAAGUUGAUCUAAUGCAUUUACGGAAAAUUACAAGAGAACAGGGAAGAGAAAUGGCAACAAAACAUAAUAUUCCGUAUAUAGAAACUAGUGCCAAGGACCCACCUCUAAAUGUUGACAAGGCCUUCCACGAUCUCGUUAGGGUAAUAAGGCAACAAAUCCCGGAGAAAAGCCAGAAGAAGAAGAAAAAGACCAAAUGGCGAGGGGACCGAGCCACAGGCUCCCACAAACUCCAGUGUGCCAUUUUGUGACGGGAGCGCCCAGGAGCGCCUUGGACGUCUCCCUCCUCCCCCCGACCCACGGCGAGGUGCAGCGUGAGGCCCCGCUGGGCUCCCAGCGGCAGCUCUGGCUCGGAGGAGGCAGCUUGAGGGGUCCGGACCCCGGGGUGAUCGGCCGGAGGGGGCUGCGCCUGGGGCGCCGCAGGAGCUGCGCUAACAGGAGGCGGAAGGGAGCAGCAGGACCUCGACGCUCGAACAUCCCCAGCUCCUUCCAGAGGCCUCCAUGGUGUUUGUUUAAAAAAGAAAAAAAGAAAAAAAAAGAAAAAAAAGUGUUGGUUUUAUCUGCAAACAUUUCUCCUUGUGACCCAUUUAUGAACAGCCAUGAAUAGCCCCCUGUUUGGUACAGUCGUGAGUGUAUGUGUGGGGGAAGGGAAAGGGCUUUUCUCUUUUUUUUUUUUUUCCCCUUGUCCUCUUCUCCUUUUUCGUUGUUUGCUCAGCAAGCAUUGGGUUGCAGAGAAACAUGGCUGGGGUUAGAUUUUUUGCACUGAACUCUCUCCUAUGCGGCAGUGCCAAAACACGACUUCAUAUGAAAGUGCAUAGAUUUGAAGGAAGAAAAUGAAUUCCAGCUGCUCUGGGUGCUCCAGACAUUGUGUCAGACUCUGGAGGGCAGCCAGCUCACAGACCAUAAACUCCAGCUUAGGAAAGGAGGUUUGGGCUUGGAUAUUUUUUUUUCUUACCCUUUGUCAAGAGGUUUUGUUUCUGUUUUGUAACUUGGGGCAUGUCAAAGUUAAGAUGUUUUGUUAACCUGGAAGUAUUUAAAUUAAAGUAAUUUACAAAUGGAAGGGUAUGUCAUCUUUGGGGGAGGGGGAAAAACAAAAAUUGAACUGAAUUUGUUUUCUGGGUGUUGAAUUUCUCCCUCAUAAAUGUGUGUAAAGUGGUGCGAUCUAAAUCCCUCGUUAAUAUUCCUUAACCUUUCCCUGCAAAGCCACUCUUGGGUAGAUGGAUUGUUUUGCUUUUCCCAGGCUCAUCUCGUGCAGAGACAAAAAAAAAAAAUCUGUUUA